CUGCAGAGUGAGAAAGAGCCACUGGUAGUCCAUAGGGAAGUUGUUGGAAAGGAGCAAAAAAAAAAAAAAAAAAAAAAAUCCCGAAAGAGUUUGGAGUUUGGCUGCGACAUUGUUGCAUUUGAGAAAGUUUACUUUUUUUUUUUUUUUGGUUGGUUUUUCUCGCCUGCGGUGCUCAUGGGUUCGCAGCGCACGCUUGGCCGGACAGCGCUGCUUGUGGCGGGGCUGCUGGCGGCUCUGUGCGCAGCGAGGUGCCCGGAGAGAGACCUGGAGGACAGGGAGGAGGAGGCCAACAUAGUUCUGACCGGUACUGUGGACGAAAUAAUCAACAUGGACCCGGUGCACAAUACCUAUUCUUGCAAGGUCAGGGUGUGGCGCUACUUGAAAGGGAAGUCCGACAUCAACCGCGAAAUUCUCCUGGACGGCGGCAACAAGUUGAUGAUUGGCGGCUUUGGCAACCCCGGGAUCUGCGACAACCAGGUGGCCACGGGAGACACGCGUAUAUUCUUCCUCAACCCGGCCCUGGAGGCCAUGGGGCCAGAACACAAGAACGAACUCAUGCUCAACUCGAGUCUGAUGAGGAUUACCCUGCGCAACCUGGAGGACGUGGAGCACUGCGUGGAAGACAAACCUCCUCACUUCACACCGGCCCAGGCUCCUGAUGGCUGCAGAGGGAUGCUGUGUGGCUUCGGCGCUGUAUGUGAGCGUGACCAUGCCGACACGGCCAAGGCCGAAUGUGUUUGCAAGAAGUUGGACUGUCCGUCCUUUGUGGCGCCUGUCUGCGGCUCGGAUUCGUCCACCUAUUCCAACGAGUGCGAGCUGGAGAAAGCCCAGUGCAACACACAGAGACGCAUCAAAGUUCUGCGAAAGGGGCCCUGCUCUCUGAAGGACCCCUGCUCUGACGUGGCCUGCACCUACGGCAGCACCUGCGUCCAGUCGUCGGACGGCCUUUCGGCCAAGUGCAUGUGCCCCCUCGGCUGCGAGGGCAAGCGCGAGCAGACGGUGUGCGGCAGCGACGGAGAGGACUACCGCAACGAGUGCGAGCUCCACACGCACGCCUGCAAGACCCAGAAGAACAUACGGGUGCAGUACCAGGGGCCCUGCGACCCAUGCAAAGACAACGAGAACAGCCUGAACACCAUGUGCCGGGUGGAGGCUCUCACCCGCCAGCCCCUCAAAUUCGGCCUGCCGGAGUGGUGCACCCCGGGCAACGAGCCUCUGUGUGCCAGCGACGGACAGACCUACUCCAGCGAGUGCGCCAUGGGAGCAACGAGCAUGCAGAAAGGCAUCAAGCUCAGGAAGGUCCACGCAGGACGAUGCAGGAGGCUGGACCACUGUCAGGAGGAGUGUCUCUUCAACGCCGUGUGUGUGGUGGAGCCUCAGAACGCCCGCUGCUCCUGCGAUCCCAUCGAGUGCGACGGCACCUACAAGCCCGUGUGCGGCAAAGACGGCCACACCUACACCAACGACUGCGCCCGCCGCAAGGCCGAGUGUCUGAGCAAGGCCCACAUCUCCAUCAAGCACCCGGGGCCCUGUGAUCUCAGCAUACCGAGCCCCUGCCUGGAUAAGGUGUGCGAGCACGGGGCGGUGUGCGUGGUCAGGAACAACGAGCCGGUGUGCGAGUGCCCCGAGGCCUGCCCGCAGACGUCCGACCAGGUGUGCGGAUCCGACGGCCACAGCUACGGCAGCCCCUGCGAGAUGCGAUCGAUGGGUUGUGCCCUGCAGAGGGACAUUCAAAUCCAGCACAAAGGACCAUGUGAUGAUUCUUGUGCCAACUGCUCUUUCGGGGCAAUCUGCGAUGCCCAGAGCGGGCAGUGUGUGUGCGCAUCGGAGUGUGUGGACUCCCACCAGCCCGUGUGUGGCAGCGACGGCAGCACCUACAACAGCGAGUGUGAGCUGCACGUUCGGGCCUGCAAACAACAGAUGGACCUCCGAGUGGUCAGCCAGGGCGAGUGCAAAACAUGUGGCAGCACUGUUUGUGCCUGGGGGGCCCGCUGCAUCCAGAAUAAGUGCGAGUGCCCGCAGUGCUCGGGCGAGACCUUCUCCCCGGUGUGCGGGAGCGACGGCACCACCUACAACAACGAGUGUGAACUCCGCACGUCCUCCUGCAUGCAGAAGAGGAGAGUCGAUGUGGCGAAGCCCGGCAGCUGCGAUGAAGACUGUGGCUCAGGAGGGUCCGGCUCAGGAGCAGAGAGCUGUGAACAGGACCGCUGUCGCAUGUUCGGAGGCUCGUGGGACGAAGACGCAGAGGACGAUCGAUGUGUCUGUGACUUCACCUGCCAAAGUGUGCCACACAACCCGGUUUGUGGCUCAGAUGGAAAAAAUUACAGCAACGAGUGCCAGCUGAAGAAGGCCAGAUGUGAGAAACAAGAGCACUUGUUGAUUCAGAAUCAGGGACCGUGUGCAGCGAUUUCAGCCACAUCUCCGCCUGAGCUGAGGGCAUCCGAGCACUGCAGCGUGUCUGUGUACGGCUGCUGCCACGACAACGUGACCACUGCUUUGGGAGUCGGACUGGCCGGAUGUCCCAGUACCUGUCAGUGUAAUGUCUACGGCUCCUACAAGGGGACGUGUGAUCCGGCCACGGGCCAGUGCUCCUGUAAGCCGGGUGUUGGAGGACAGAAGUGCGACCGCUGCGAGCCGGGCUUCUGGAACUUCCGUGGCAUCGUGACAGAGAACAUGAGCGGCUGCACGCCGUGUAACUGCGACGCCACGGGAUCGGUGAGGGACGACUGCGAGCAGAUGUCAGGUCUGUGUUCCUGCAAGCCAAGAGUGAAGGGCAUGAAGUGCAACAUGUGUCCAGACGGAAGCAAGCUGGACGGGAAUAACUGCGUCCCAGGUCCCGAGGCCCCGGCUUCAUGCGAGGACUUAAUGUGCAGCUUUGGAGCUACUUGCAUUGAGAUGAACGGCCAAGCCCACUGCGAGUGCCCGUCGCCCGACUGCGAUGACAAAAACAAAACCAAGGUGUGCGGCUCAGACGGGGCGACCUAUGCCGACCAGUGCCAGCUGAGGACCAUAGCCUGUAGACAGGACAAGGACAUCACAGUGCAACACUUUGGACAGUGCACAGAAACCAUCUCUGAGCCGGCAGAGCGACCCACCCCCAACCCCGCCACCACCGCCGCCGCCACCAUCACCACCCCCGCCCCCUUCCACCCAAACAUGGUGUUUGCCAUCCCGCCCCCGAGGACGGAGGAGACGCCGACCACCGAGCGGCCCCCGACCACCACCCGCCUUUCCACCCUCAUGCACAACCGAGCAAACCCCCACCACUCCAUCCACAUCCAGCCGCCGCAGUCCACCGCCGCCACCACCCACUCCACUCGCAGCCGCCCUGCUCCCUCCGCCGCCGCCAGCUCCUUCGAGGGCUCGGGCAGCGGGGAGCCAAGUGGCGACGACCUGACCGAAGAGGAGGAGGAGGAGGAGGAGGAGGAGCAGGAGGAGGAAGCAGGUAGCGGCAUCCCAACGGAGGCCAGUGGGGCUGAGGAGCCUGUCGGUCCCACGCUGCCAAGCACCACUGUACCAACAGCUGAGGACCGGUCGUCCUGUGACAACACGGAGUUCGGCUGCUGCCCUGACGGCAAGACCCCAUCCAGCACUCCAGAGGGAGCCAACUGCCCCUCCACCAUGAGGUUCAGCGGGUUCCUGCACUUGGACCAGGUGGAGGGCCAGGAGAUUUUCUACACCCCCGAGAUGGAGGACCCCAAGUCGGAGCUGUUCGGAGAGACGGCCCGCAGCAUAGAGAGUGCUCUCAAUGAGUUGUUCAGGAAGUCGGAGGCGCACAAAGACUUUAUGAGCGUUCGUGUCCGGAACCUGGCGCCUAGCAACUCCAUCCUGGCCUUUGUGGAGGCCCACUUCAAACCAGAUACGAGAUUCACGGUUGAGGACAUCGAAGGAGCCCUGCUGAAACAGCUGAAGGCCUCUAAAGAGACCAGCAUCGCCGUGAAGAAGCCGGAGGAGGAGAAUAUUCGCUUCACCAAUUAUGGCCUCUCCUCCAUCCCCUUCUUCACCACCACUACCACCACCACCACGGCCUCAGUCACCACAGCCGCUCCCAUCACCAUCUCCACCACCACAACCACCACCACCACCACGACCAGGCCUCCGCCCACCUCCCAGUACAUCACCCGCCGCCCGCCAGGCACUACCCGCAGGCCUUACAAUGGCAGACGUACCACCACGACCUCCGCGCCGGUCACAACACCACUACCAGCCACUACCACCACCACCACCACCACCACCGCGGCAGCUGUCACCACCACCGCGGCAGCUGUCACCACCACCGCGCCGCCUCCGGCCACCACCGGAGCCCAUGUUAGGGGCAGGCUUCACCACAAGACGCAGAAGCCCUGCAGCUCCCACCCGUGCCUCCACGGUGGCACCUGCGAGGACGACGGCAACGACUUCAGCUGCAAGUGCCCCGCCGGCCGAGGAGGCUCCGUGUGUGAGAAGGUGAUCAGGUACUUCAUCCCGUCAUUUGGAGGCCAGUCGUACUUGGCUUUCCAAACCAUGAGCGCCUAUCACACGGUCCGCAUCGCCAUGGAGUUCAGGGCAUCCGAGAUGACCGGCCUCCUGCUCUACAACGGCCAGACCGGCAAGAAGGACUUCAUCUCUCUGGCUCUGGUUAACGGCAAGGUGGAGCUCAGGUUCAACACGGGUUCGGGCACAGGCACAGUGGUCAGCAAAGUACAAAUCAAUCAGGGCCGCUGGCAUCAGCUGGUGGUGACUCGCAACCGCCGCAACGCCAUGCUGAGCGUGGACAACGAGCCGCACAAUGAGGGCGAGAGUCCAAGAGGCACAGACGGCCUCAACCUCGACACCAACCUGUUCAUCGGGGGAGUGACCGAGGACAUAAAGCAGGAUGUGAGGGAAAGGACAGGCGUGGCCACCGGUCUGGUUGGCUGCAUCCGCCUGCUGGAUGUCAACAACCGGAUGCUCAACCUGCAGGAGAGCGGGGGUGACAGUCUGUACGGCAGCGGCGUGGGUGAAUGCGGCAACAACCCCUGCCAGCCAAACCCCUGCAAGAACGGCGCUGCAUGCCAGGUCAAGGAGGCGGAGAUGUUCCACUGCAAGUGCAGCAAAGGAUUCUGGGGACCAACUUGCGCUGACGUCCAUGACCCAUGCGAGCCCGACAGGUGCCACCCAUCCUCCCAGUGCCAGGCGCUGCCCGAGGGAGGCUACAAAUGCGAGUGUCCCAUGGGGCGUGAAGGGAGGCACUGCGAGAAAGUGGCUGAGAGGAGAGGGGCUUACAUGCCACUAUUCAACGGAGACUCUUACCUGGAGCUGAAGGGCCUCCAUCUCUACGGACAAGAUCUGCGUCAAAAGGUCAGCAUGACAGUGAUCCUCAUGGCCAACGACUCCAACGGUUUGAUCUUCUACAACGGCCAAAAAUCGGACGGGAAGGGAGACUUCAUCUCUCUGUCCCUCAAUGAUGGCAUCCUGGAGUUCCGCUACGACCUGGGGAAGGGACCCGCUACCAUCAGGAGUAAGGAAGCAAUCCAGCUGAACGUGUGGAACACCAUCAACCUGGAGCGCUCCAACCGCAAAGGAGAGAUCACGGUGAACAAGAAGGAAGGUGUCCGAGGGGAGGCGCCGAACCUGCACGUAGAUCUUAACCUGAAAGAGUCUCUUUUUGUUGGCGGAGCUCCCGAUUACAGUCGACUAGCAAGAGUGGCUGCGCUCACGGAUGGCUUCAAGGGAACAAUCCAAGAGAUCAUUUUGAUGGGUACCCCCAUCCUAAGAGAGGAUAACGCCCUUCACUCCAGCAACGUGGCCAUGUUCCAGCACCACCCGUGUUCCCAGGAGCCCUGCCACAACGGCGGCCUCUGCAAACCCAUGCUGGACACCUACGAGUGCCGCUGCCUCAAUGGUUUCAGAGGGGAACGCUGUCAGAACACCGUCUACGAGAAGGCCGCCGGAGAGACCGAGGCCAUUGCCUUUGACGGGCGGACGUUCAUCGAGUACCACAACGCUGUUACGAAGAGUGAGAAGGCUCUGCUGGUGAACAAGUUUGAGCUAAGCAUCCGGACCGAGGCGACCCACGGCCUGGUGCUGUGGAGCGGGAAGGGCGUGGAGCGCUCCGACUACAUUGCCCUGGCCAUCGUGGACGGACACGUCCAGAUGACAUACGACCUGGGCUCCAAGCCCGUGGUGCUGCGCUCCUCGGUGCGCGUAGACACCAACCGCUGGAUACACAUCAAGGCCAGCAGAGCACUUAGAGACGGCUCUCUACAGGUCGGCAAUGAGGCAGCGGUAACAGGGUCAUCUCCUUUGGCAGCAACACAGCUGGACACAGACGGAGCGCUGUGGUUGGGUGGUCUGGAGGAGCUGGGGGUGGCCCGUCGGUUGCCCAAGGCCUACAGCACCGGCUUUGUUGGCUGCAUCAAGGACGUGGUGGUGGACGCCGUGGAGCUCCACCUGGUGGAAGACGCCUUAAACAGCCCCAAAAUAUUACACUGCUCCGCCGCCAAAUAAAACCAGCAGAGACAGAAUAUCGAGAGCAACGGAAAAAAAGAAAAUCAAACCCUCCCACUCGCUCCCUCCAUAGCGCCCAUGUCUCCUGCUGUAAUUAUUUUCUAUUUUUGUAUACUUUUCAUCGCUUUUUAUAUGGAAAGAUAAUGAAUAUGUUUGUUUUGAUUUUUAUUUGAUAUAUUUUGUCCUUUUUUUUUUUUUUUUUAUCUGCACCUCCAUAAACAGAACACACUUUCUUUUUUUUCUUAACUGCCCUGGCCCCUUCAUCUUUUUCAAAAAAGCAGGCAUCUCUGUUAAAAAGGAGAUAUUUUAUUCUUGUCAGUUUUGUUGUUUUAAAACAAACGCCAGCUUAAAAAAAAAGAAGAAGAAGAAGAAACGCCUGCUCCUCCCCCCCCCCCGCUCAUUACUUGAACACUGGUGGACUUCGCCGAUGAUCUCUGGUUACUGCCUUGUCUUGGUGCCAUAUAUAUAUCGUCCACAUUCCCCAAGCACGGCCUCUACAUCCACGAGUACAUAGACAUAUACAUUCCCCCGUGGGAGCUGCAUGCAGUGUGCGCUGUGGUCGGUGUGUGUGCAGCUCUUUGAUGCUGCAGCCAGCUGGCGUCUCCAGUCAAGAAAACUCUGUAAUCAGCCCCGCUUGCCCACUGUAUUUUCCUAAUGGGAAUUUUCAGACAUCAGUCAAGCUGCUACAGUGAGAAAGUACACAGUCGAAACUACUCCAUCAUCCCCCAUCUCACAGCGCAGACUAAAAAAAAAACCAGAAGAAAAGAAAAGAAAAAACUCUCCACUCAAUCUGAAUCCCAUCAGAGCCUUUAGUUUUGAAAUAUGACUCACUUACACAGCAACCUGACAUGACGGAGAGAGCGCUGCGUUCCACAACGACUCGCAUAUCAUUAGUCAUAAGUCAAGACAUGAAUAAAUGUUAUAAAUAUAGAGUAUAUAAAUAAUACCUGAGACUGUGAAUAUGUAAGAUGGGUUCUCUUUCGGAGAGUUGUGCUUCUCAUGUACUGUUGUGCGUUCUGUUUUUACAAUCCGCAGAUGUAACUAAUGAUGACCACUAUAAAUGCAUGCACUUCUGCAGUGUUGGUUUGAA
Anoplopoma fimbria (sablefish) is the source of this 7558-nucleotide messenger RNA. RefSeq names its product agrin (gene agrn). Gene Ontology annotation, molecular function: laminin binding; calcium ion binding. The record is from RefSeq and is a predicted model, not a curated record. Lineage: Eukaryota; Metazoa; Chordata; Actinopteri; Perciformes; Anoplopomatidae. Gene Ontology annotation, biological process: receptor clustering; G protein-coupled acetylcholine receptor signaling pathway; cell differentiation.